Molecule: messenger RNA, 3144 nt
Organism: Caretta caretta (loggerhead turtle)
Lineage: Eukaryota; Metazoa; Chordata; Testudines; Cheloniidae
Source: RefSeq, a predicted model, not a curated record
GUGGGGCCGCUGUGGGCAGGCACACUGAACUGGUCACCGGGCUAACCCCCGGCGCAGUGAUCGCCCCUGCUUGGCCGCGCAGGCAACGGACCCGAGUUCAGGGGACCCCUCAGAGCCCACGCUAGGAGCAUCCCUGCUCCGCCCUCCCCAUGGCUCUCAGGUACUGUCUGACUCUCCUAGUGCUGGGCGCCGGUGAAACUGGGGAGAUGGGGCUCACCAGGAACCUGGCCGGCUGCGGUGCCAUCCUCUCCCAUGCGCUGCUGCUGCUCCACAUUGGGGCACUGGUGCAGUCAGGGCUGGGGGAACCAGAUCCCAAGAUCAAUGGGCAGUCACUGUUGGUGAGCACCAUGCAGGAGGAUGAGAGCCGGGACUUCACCUGCCAGGUGGACAGCUGGCAGGCCGUGCCCAUGCUUACCUGGUACCUGAAUGGCAAGAAGCAAGAGACCAAUGGUUCCACAGUGUUGGCCACCUUGGCUGAGGCCUUUGAGCAAAGCUCCAGCACUUUCACAGUCACGGCGCAGCGCGCAGACAGGGAACUGAACUGCUCACUGACAGACCCAGCCUCUGGCAAGACCUCCAACGCCUCGGUGCUUCUCAACGUGCAGUUUAAACCGGAGAUCAUGACGAUGAAUGCCAGGUACCAGGAGGCCAAAGACCCAGGUCUCUUCAUGGUUCUCUUUGUCCUGGUGCGGGCCAAUCCCCCAGCCAGCAUCACCUGGAUAGACCAGGACGGGCAUGUGAUGGUGAAUACAUCCGACUUCCUCAUCCUGGACACCAAGAGCUACCCCUGGCUGACCAACCACACCGUGCAGGUGCAGCUCAGCAGUGUGGCCAAGAACUUCUCUUUCACCGCAGCCAACAAUGUGGGCAUCACCAACUCAUCCAUCCUGCCACCAGGUCUCCUGGAUACCCGUGUGGAGCUGCCCCUACUGGCCAUCAUUGUUGGAGGAGCCUUGGCACUGGGGACUCUCCUCUGUCUCAACACCCUCAUCAUCUGUGUCAUCUGCAGGAAGGGGAAGAAGGCGUCAGGGCUCUCUGGACCUUUGCCGCUGCCUCCAAGCGAUUCCAACAACCUGAAGUUGAACAGCGUGCGACUGCCCCGAGAGAACAUGUCCCUCCCGUCCAACCUGCAGCUCAAUGACCUCACGCAGGAGGCCAAAGCCAGCCAUGGAGAUGCGGGACUCCAGACCAAGCGGAAGGACGAUGCCCUAUCGGAGCCAGAGAACAGCCUGGGCCUUGGUAAUAGAGGUUUCGUCCAGUUCCCGAUGGUUGGGCACAUUUACAAAGUGUCCAGCAUGAGCAGUGAUGAGAUAUGGCUGUGACUGCUGCGGGGUCCAGGGUAUCCCUCAGUCUCCUGGGAUGAGUCCACUGAUCCAUCAGCACUGCAGACCCAUCCAGGAGCUGCCAUUCUCCCCAGAGGCUCCCCCAGGAUCCCAGACAACAGAGCCAGCUCAGAACAAGUUCUCUGUGUAACCACCACCAGAGCUCCAGGUGAGAAAAGUGCAACGUCACUAACUUCUUGUGACUGCAGGUCUUCCACACCAUCCUGCCCCAAGGAUCUCUGGGUUCUUCAGCUCUCGCACUUGAAUAGGUUAGCUAGUCUCACCUAAAACAUCAUGGAGUCUGAUUUUUAAGAACUCUCCCGUGUGCGGGGAGACAGGUGGAGCACCAAGAAUAGGAAUGGCCUGUGCUCCUGCCCAGCAGCAAGAGGAAUUCAUGCAUGCAACAGCCAUGGUCAUUUCAUUUCCACUCAGCCCUGGGAGCACCCAGCUAUGUCCAUCUCUGAAUGGAUCAGGGCUACGUUCUGGAGCUCCUGUGAGGAGUCUGAAACUGGUGGGAGUGGAAGAGGGGGAGGUAAUAUCAGCAUCUUAGGGAAGUAAAUGAGUAGAGGGGGAUGGGCAGUAAACCUGCCUCACUCAAACUCCAAUCUCAGUCAGUCAGACAUUCCCUCUCAGGCCUGGCCAAGUAUCUCAGUCCAGUGACUUCUAAAGUGGCUCCUGAUGUUGGUGUCCAGUCUGACUCCUGGGGCUGGUGCCUGCUGCUCGGAGGGGAGAGAGAGUAGGAAACCCAGAAGAUCGGGAUCUAGGGGUUCCAAGACUACUUUAGAAAACGUGGCCUGUCCCCUGUGUAUGUUGAGUAUCAUACAGUGGGAGAUGGAACAGACUUACCUCCCCAUGGGGCUGGGAGGGGAGAAGCACUCCAGGAACGGUAUAGUGCUAAAACCUGAAAUAGCAAGCAGUGAGGCUGUUAUUUGUCAGCUGCUCUAGUUCUGUGUACUCACUCUGCUAGGGAAAAGUAAACCUCACCAGUUUGGGACGAAACAGCAAAAAGAGUGUGAGUACCCCCGGUGCUUCUCAGCCUCCAGUUAACUCCAGCCCUGUAUUGGGAGAGCAGUGAUGGUCUGCUUCUGGGUAUCCUAUAAUCAACCUCUUUGUGAGAAAGAACAUGGGGUAGUUUCUGCUUGGAGCCCACAGCUGUCUCCUGGAGAAGAACUAGAGUAAUAAAAAGGGAAGUUCUUAAUCUUUGAAAAGAACAUUUAUGAGAGAGGUGUCCCUGCUCUGCCCUCAUUUACACUUAUGCAAUUCCCCUGUGGACACUGGACAGGUAUGGGUGUGCCUGAGGGUAGUUAUCACUCUAAUUCUUCACCCCUCUGAAGCUAGACACUGCAGCACAGAGGACACUUCUAUGUGAAAAACCACUGUGGAACCCUAACCCUCCAUUGCAAUAACUGGUGUGUAAUUCCUACAGUCCAGAGUUGCUGCAGCACCUGGUCACUAGGAUGGCGCUGAGGUUUUUAGCCUUUGCUUUGUUAGUGUCUUGCUAUGGCGACCGUCUCUCUCAGUGAACGUGCAUCUGGAAAGGGCAACUCUUUCCUGGGAGAAUCCUAUUUGUGACCCUUCUCUCAUGCCAAGAAGUCGGCUUGGCCUGGGUGCCAGUGAAUAAGUACAAAUAGAGGUGCUGGUGGAAAUAAAUACACAUGGCCAUACAGGCUGACCAGCCUCUGAGUAAAACAUUAAGCUAUGCAUCAAAUUAUCUAGCAGCUGUUAGCUCAGUUACUUGUUUUAAAAUGCUGCAUUGUUAGCUGAGGCAUGUUUUUAUGUAACUUAGGCACUUUAAGAAUAAAAUGCUAUAAUCAAAGUGUAA